This is a messenger RNA of Penicillium macrosclerotiorum, 657 nucleotides long. RefSeq names its product DUF3425 domain-containing protein. NCBI's taxonomy places the organism in Eukaryota, Fungi, Ascomycota, Eurotiomycetes, Eurotiales, Aspergillaceae. The record is from RefSeq and is a predicted model, not a curated record. Bases 1 to 657 code for a protein of 218 amino acids. The transcript has a single exon.
AUGUCUCGAGAUCUUGAGGUGCUUUCACCCCUGGUUCCCGCCUGGAUGCUCACUUCCUCCUCCGAUGACCUUCGAUCGGCCGCUAGCAUGGCCACCUGCGCCAGGCUUUCACGGCCAAAUCUAAUCGCCGAGUGUCCCCAUCUACCUUUCCCACUCCACUUGGUGCAUGGCACCCGCCGUAAUUUUCUUGCCAACAGCAUUCACCAAUCUCUUCGUGUACGGAAUUGCCGCGAUCCAGAGGUACUCGCCAUGGGGUGGCUGGUCUAUGUCUAUGCGAAGUGGCGCAUAUCACCGAGCCCCAGGGCAUUCCCCGAGAUUCCGCAAUGCAUGAGACCUGUCACGGGUUCUUUCCAAAAGACCCAUCCGAGUUGUUUGGAUCAGAUCGGCUGCCCCCAGCUCCGGCUAACCAUCAUGCACUUCUGUCCCCAGGACAAAAUGCUCGAUGUAAUGGGCCUCCUAUCUUGCUGUCUCGAGGUCCACUGGAAAUGGGGUGAGAGUAUCCUGGAACGCGACGAAAACGAUGAUCUACCAAUUCGACCCAUCUUUGAGACCUUCACGACCGCAGAUGGCAGGGGCCUUAGAUCGGAGUUUACCAGCACACAUCCCAAGUUUGUGGAAGGCAUUAAUCCGUCACAGAUGCUAUACGUACCGACUUGA